GGCUUCCGAAGUCUCGCGAGAUUCUGCGCGUUCACAUUCAGUCGGUCGAAUAUGGCAUCGAAUUGUAAAUAUUUCGACGAAGACUCCGUUUACCGUAUUAACAAGAAAGGCCGUAUCGAAUUUGGACUGGUUUUAGAGAACGCCGAGUACGUGAGCAGCGACGAGGAUGACGAAAACUCUCCAAGUGUACCUCAGUGGGAACGCAUGAAACGGGGACAUGUCAGAGUGGCAUGGCACCCCAAGGGUCGAGAGGAAGUUUUGUCCGAAAAAAGGGUGAAGCUGCACGACAGAUCUUUAAUGCCCGGUGAUAUUGUGCGCAAAGUAGUGAAAGGAAAGAACACACAACUAGGUUAUUGCAGGAAUACCGAAGUGUAUGCCACGGUUCAAAUCUUUGGCACGAGCAGCGUCAUAGCCAAUGUCAAUAGCAGAGAUUUGCAACCCCUUGAGCGGUUUAGUCCAGAUGUUGCUGUCUUCCUGGACUCCUGGGUCGGUAUGAUCGAAAAUGUCAAGUCCGAACUGAGCAUCCGUUUCCAGGAUGGGUCAAGGUGUAUUAUCCAAGAGGACGACGCGUACGAUCUGGACGACGUACUCGAUCGCAGGUGCUUGUCGUCAGAGUUCAAGAUCUCGGGAUACUACAAGGGCCAGAAGCUCUUUGGACCCAUGCAGUGCUUCGAAAAUGCCAAGUGGCUCCAUCGAACCAAAGAGACGACGGCAUUGCUCUCGAAGCCCCGCAAGAUGGUACAAGUUACCGUAGAUGAGGUAAAAGUACUGUGCCUCUAUGUCCAAGGUGUCUGCAAGGCUUAUCAAGAUAAUGCCAGUGCACAAAACGACUCGGAACUCAUAAAAUACGUAAUCGAAGGAGAGACGCUCGAUAGGGUGAAGAUGCUGAACAUCUUUGAACGGUGUGCUCUGCAAAUCGGCGACCGUAAUUACUACACGAUCAAAGAUUCGGACGUCAUCGUGACCGUGGACGAGUGGAAACGCCAGUGCGCAUCCAAGUACAUUCAACAUCCUCAGCACUCGGAUUGUCCGACAAGAGGAAACAGGGACAGCAUAGGAGAUGUCAGCCUGGUGGCCAGUCACGGAGACGCGGGAGAAGUUGUGAAUCACCGCAACGAAAUCAGCGAUUCAGACUACGAGGACAUUGAGGAUUGUGACAACACAUCCGACAGCACAUCCGUCACGAGCGGUUCGCUGACGUCUGGUCUGGGGCUUCGGAGACCAGCACUGAUCACCAAGUUUGUCCCACUGCAUCUGCGAAGAGGAAGGCACGGGCCUUCACUGGCGACUCGUCUCCUGAAGAAGCGCAAACUGCAUCGACCGCGGAAGAGGCCCGUUCAGGAACAGGUGACCGUGAAUCCGGGCGACGUAGUUGUCGUAGAAGCACUCAGCACGGACACCGUUGUUGAAGUGGUCUGGCAAGACGGUACUGUGGAAGAGAACAUUCCGUCAUCAGAACUUUAUCCCAUUCAUCACCUGGACGGCCACGAGUUCUUUCCUGGUGACUUUGUCGUGGAGAACCAGGCAGACAACCCUCCUGCUCAUGAGUACGGUGUGGUGAAGCAGGUUGAUCAUUCCGGGAGGACGGCUGUGGUAACCAUGUUCAAGACGUACCUGGCUGGCACCGAUCCUCACCCCGAAGCGCUCGGCGUGAAAGAAGUCAGCGUCUACGACAUCAAAGACCAUCCCGACUUCAAGUACCGCCAGGCCUCGUGCAUUAUCAGGGUUGCCAACUUUGAAGCAACGCAACAGCGUAACGCAGGGGUUCUCAAACUGGGUUCCGCAGUGUCUCACGAGGGGUACCACAGCUGGUCGCAAGUCCAUGGAACGCUCACAACGGACAAGGACUCUGAGUCAUCCGCUGGGCAAGUGGUGGAGCUUCACACGAGCGGAAAGGUGGAGGUGCAGUGGGUGAACGGCAAGAAGUCACUGUGCUAUCCUCAAGAACUGUACCGUAUUGGAGAGUAUGACUCCGAUGACCUCUGGGAGGACGGAGAUGAUGAUGAUGACACGUCGUCCGACGACUCCUGGGAGACUGAGUCCGAGAAGUCCCUGGUCGGUGAAAUCACCUCUCCCGACGGCUCGAGGCCCGCGACCAAGCUGGACGCAGAAAUCGCGGGCAAUCGGACGAGCCGGCAGUCACAGAAGCUGCCGUCACGGCAGUUAUCGGACAGCGGGAACAAGACUCCGAGCGGCGUCACCGUGGCGGGCAGCGAAGAGACGGCCGAAAACCUGUGUAACAGGACGCAGGGGCAAAUAGAGCUCCUGCGACACAACAUGGCCCGCCUCGAGGAGCUGUUCACGCAGAAUCCCGCGCUUCAGAACUGCACGGUCGUGCGGAAACUGUUGGAGCUGUACAAGCACUGCAAGAUGUUCGACCACCUCUUGGGCACGGCGUACUUCCAAGAACGCUGCCUGCAGUCGCUCGUCGACCGACUCCGGCAGCGCGGUCGAAUCAACAGCACCCAGCAUGUCUCCGACCAGGUUGCCAGACUCUUUUCCUCGAAUCUGGAUUCUGCGUCCGAAGAAAAUGGAGCCGUGACGCCCGAGGAUAAUCUCCAAAGCGUAUCGGACACCUCGCUCGUGUUCAGCGAAGAAGUUGCAGAGGAGCCCCUGCAGCAGGUUCAUCCGCAGCCACGAAAGCCGACGAGCGUGAGCACGCGCCUAGAGGGCGCCACUGGUAUGUCGAAUGUCUGCCAUCAGCUUUAUUCCAUACUCAAGACCAAGCUGCUUAAGGCUCACGAAGAUGUGCAGGGACGAUUCGGUAUGUCAGCAGCGCAGCUGGAAAAUGCGGCAAACGAGCCGACAUUGGAGCUGGAGAGUGUGGUCAAAGAGGAAGAAGAAGCGCAAAAGGGAGAGGAGGAAAACGCCUCAAAGUCUGCGGAAUGCGUGCAAGCGGAAAACGGCAAAGUUGAAGAAUUCGCCGAGGAGGGCACGAAGGGGCAAGGUGUUUUUUCAACGUUAGAGGCGGUUCCAGAUUGUCACAAGUACAAGCUCUCCAUACUUCAGCCACACGAUCCGAAAGCCUUUUUUAGGAUGGUCAAGAAAGAGAUGAACCUUCUCAAUACUUCCCUGCCCGAAGGAAUUAAUGUGAAGUCGUUCGAAGACAGAAUGGACCUUUAUUCUGUGCUGAUCAAAGGCCCAACGAAGACACCCUAUGAAGAUGGCGUCUUCCUCUUUGACAUUCAGUUUCCCGCGGAGUAUCCAAAAGCUCCUCCGCUGGUCCACUACGUUUCCUACUGCAGCGAUCGGCUCAACCCAAACCUCUACGAGGGAGGGAAAGUCUGUGUCAGCCUCCUCGGUACCUGGGGAGGGAAGGGCACUGAGGUCUGGAGUCCGAAAACUUCUAGUCUUCUUCAGGUUCUCAUUUCUAUUCAAGGCCUAAUCCUGGUGUCAGAGCCCUACUUCAACGAAGCUGGCUACGAACAGCAGCGAGGCUCCCAACAGGGGUCGGAGAAUAGUCGCAUGUACAACGAGAUGGUGGUGCUCAAGCUGGUGCAGGCCCUGGGCAAGAUGAUCCAGAACCCUCCCGAAGUUUUCAAGAGCGAACUGGAAGCGCACUUUGGGGAAAGUGCUGGGAGGUUCAUGAGCCGGCUGGAAGGCUGGCUGGAGGUGUCCGAGGCGUGGCACAACGAGAACACGGUCUCUCUGCCGGACCCAGAUUCGCUGGCCUCUUUUCUUGCAGAAGGUGGCUGGGACCACGUGACGCUGCCCGAGUUCCCACUGUUGCCAGCAUCUCGUGGUUUCUGCCUUACCUUACGGAAAUCACUGGCUGCCUUCAAGGAAAUCUUGGCCGCUGCUGGCAUCAUGGAACAGUAACUUAGAUGACGUCCCUCUAAUGUACAUUAAUGCAUUUGUACAGAUACCGCUGCCAUAUUGGGUUGGUGCGCUCUGGGAGCAGCUUCGGUCCUGCAGAGGGCGUUGCUUUGCCUGCUGUGGUAGAACUCUUGCCUUCUUGCAAUUACUUUGUACACUGUUUUGUCGGAGUCUGGCAACGUGGUGCGGAGAACUGUGGUGCAUACGAAAACCUGGUGCCUCAAAGACGGAAGAUAUGCCAUAUUCCACGAGGCGCUCGUGAGGAACGGCAGGUGUCGUAUCGCGUUUAAGUUAUAUAAUAGUGAAAUUAAAAAUUCAUGCAGCAUUGGCAA
This is a messenger RNA of Ornithodoros turicata, 4148 nucleotides long. RefSeq names its product (E3-independent) E2 ubiquitin-conjugating enzyme UBE2O-like. The transcript is spliced from 27 exons. The record is from RefSeq and is a predicted model, not a curated record. The coding region runs from base 52 to 3819 and encodes 1255 amino acids. NCBI's taxonomy places the organism in Eukaryota, Metazoa, Arthropoda, Arachnida, Ixodida, Argasidae. Gene Ontology annotation, molecular function: ubiquitin conjugating enzyme activity.